AUGGAAAAUGCCGAACCGCUGCCACCGGGGAGGCCCAACUUUGACCCGGGACCUCACCAGGUGAAGAAAUACACUUGCCAUGAGCCCAUCGACACAAUCGAUCGACCCCGUCCACGACGGGCGGUCACGUGUUCGCUUUCCAAGGCGCAUUCAUGGACCUGCCACGUCGUCAGCGAAGAUGCGCCGGAAGUCUUUCCGUAUCGGUCGGUUAACGUGAGCUCCCCAGUCAAGCUCACGUGCGGUCUUCUCGUCAUCCAAGCAUUGUCGUGCCAUUACCUUGCUUCACGUCUGUGCCAGGAGAUGAGCAACUCGAGAGAAGAUGCUCGAGCUUGGGAACCUUUGGAUGUUGACAUCGUCCUGGAGAUUUUUCGCAAAAUUGACUGGACAGAACCAUGGCUGAUGGCUCUCAUAUUAUUACAUAUUCUUGCUACCAUAACUACUGUGGCUACAAGACGCAACAGUAGGAUACAGAUCUUCCUCUUCCUCACUCUCUUGGUGGGUGUUUAUUUCUCCGAGACCAUCAACAUGCUUGCUGCACAGCACUGGGAAAGGUUUUCUCGACAACAGUACUUUGACAGCCAAGGUCUCUUCAUCUCUAUUUUCUUCUCAGUCCCUGCACUCAUCAACUGCAUAAUCAUUGUUGGAAACUGGUUGUAUCAGAGCUCACGACUCAUGGUACAGGUGAAAGAGAUGCAAAUUCGUCAGCAGAGAAAAAGAGCUGCACAAAAUGCCAUGAAGCAGGAUUGACCCCAAUUGACCAUUGAGGCUUUGCUGUCAUCCUCACGGCUUGAUCUCUAUUUGUUUGCCAUUUAACCAGGUGAUUUUGUUUGUCCUGUUCAUUUAUUGUCAGUUGAUUGGAGAGGGAAGAUUUACUUUCUUAUAUCAAGUGUUGAGCUUUAUGCUAGUCACCCAUGUUAUUUCAACCAAUUGGGCAUGGAAGAGCAAUAAAAAAAAAUUUC
Darwinula stevensoni is the source of this 959-nucleotide messenger RNA. Lineage: Eukaryota; Metazoa; Arthropoda; Ostracoda; Podocopida; Darwinulidae. The record is from the annotation of a GenBank genome assembly.